UGAACUUUAAGUCAUUUUGGAAUCAACUUCGUAACAAUAUCUUUGUAAAUUGUUUCUAAAUUUUUUGGAUUGAUUUGAAAUUUUUUUAUGAAUGGACUAGUACGUUUAUUAUCCGGCAGCGAGCCGGGGUCCACAUCAAACCAGAAACCAUUAAGUCUCAGGGAAGAGUUUCGCCUUCAAAGAUUUGGCCUGCAGCACGAUGAACCCAGGGACUUUAUGCGCUCGCAAUGGCAAUCGAAGCCGAAAUCGGUUGGCUUUCUGGUCUAUCGCUGGCUAAUGGGUGGCUUCUUUAGUACCGGCGUAGUUAGUUACAUAAUUAAGUAUUUCCAGGGAGGCCACUGGCUCAUUUAUUUGACUAACUGGGGAUUCCUUUUUUGCGGCGUAACCAGCGUAACAGGAGCUGUUCUUGUGACUCUCUAUCAUCGGCAACCCGAUAAUUGGGUACCGCCUAGUAAACUCGUUAAGUUCUAUUGGGCUUGUUAUUGGAUAAACCUCACAAUUGCAUUUGUGACUUCUCUGACGUAUUGGUCCGUCAUUUACCCAUUGGACCGAAGCCCUGAUAAUCCAACUCGGGUGUCAGAUCUUUACAACCUAUGGACCCAUGCCGCGCCGCCCAUUUUUUUCACCGUCGAUCACUUGGUAGUGGCUCAACCAUCACGUUUACUACAUUUCAUUUAUCCUUUAGGGCUGUCACUGUUUUACGCUGGAUUCACAUUGGUCUUCUACGCACUGGGAGGAGUAGAUUUAAACGGACGUCGCUAUAUAUAUGGUUUUCUGAAUUAUGCAAAACCAAAAAGAGCAUUCAAGACCAUUGCUAAAAUCUGUAUACUGAUUGUGACACUUUCUAGUUUUCAAUAUGGACUAUAUCGUUUCAGAUUGUUCAUGGCAAGGAAACUUGGCUUUUCUUCUAUUUCUGAAUAGUUAACAGGGAAAUCAACAUCAAAUAAAUACAUACCACUUUAAA
Drosophila ananassae is the source of this 964-nucleotide messenger RNA. Its product is annotated as protein rolling stone. Bases 88 to 921 code for a protein of 277 amino acids. Lineage: Eukaryota; Metazoa; Arthropoda; Insecta; Diptera; Drosophilidae. The transcript is spliced from 4 exons. The record is from RefSeq and is a predicted model, not a curated record. Gene Ontology annotation, cellular component: membrane.